Lingula anatina is the source of this 1476-nucleotide messenger RNA. RefSeq lists its product as uncharacterized. The record is from RefSeq and is a predicted model, not a curated record. NCBI's taxonomy places the organism in Eukaryota, Metazoa, Brachiopoda, Lingulata, Lingulida, Lingulidae.
CACUACCACAACAGCUAGUUCUCCAUCUGUAACCUUCAACUAUAUCAGUUUGUAGCCAAGUCAUUAAAUACAAAGAAACGUCGUAAAUUUGCACACAUUUGCUUGCAGUAGUACACGAGUAACAGGAUGGGAGAAUCUGUAAGGACGACUGACGGGACAGGCUAUCAGUACACAGAUAACUUUGACGUUACUGACGAAGUGAAAGAGCAGUUUGACAGGGAUGGUUUUAUUAUAUUGCGAAAUUUUUUAGACACCGAAGAGGUGGCUACUUUAAGAACGGCCCUGGAGCAAGACAAGACCCUGGAGGACAAUUACUAUACCAGGGACGAUGGGGAGGGAAAUCAGGCCAAAAUGGCCAACUGGAAUCACCCUGUGGAUGACAUAACCGGGAUGAUAGGGAGGAGUGACAAAGCUGCCGGUACCAUGGAAAAGCUUUUAGGGGGAGAGGUAUAUCAAUAUCACGCCAAAGUCGUCAUGAAAGAACCAUUUACAGGGGGUGCAUUUGUAUGGCACCAGGAUUACGGUGAUUGGUACCAUUACGGCAACUUGUUUCCAAACAUGGCUACUGUGUGGAUUGCUGUGGACAGAGCAGACAGGACAAACGGGUGUCUACAGAUACUACUUGGCUCCCAUCAAGCUGGGCGACUGGAGCACGUGAAAGUCGGUGAACAAGCAGGGGCUGACCCGGAACGCGUAGAACUCCUUGCCAAAACCUGCCCCUUGACCUACGUCCAGCUUGACCCUGGGGACGCUCUGAUAUUUCACUGUAAUCUGGUCCAUCGAAGUGACCAGAAUCACAGCCAGAACCGCCGUUGGGCUUACCUUGUCUGCUAUAACCGUGCAUCCAAUGACCCAGUGUAUAAACAUCACUAUCCUAACUACACGCCCCUGAUUAAGGUGCCGAAUAGCAGAAUAAAGGAAUGUGACACUAAAACAUCCACCGAAGGAAAGUUUUUUUUCAAGGACCCUCUAACAUCCCGGCCUUCUAAAAUAAGAUGCAAAACUAUAGUACCAACAAUAAAAUUAUUUUGCAGCAGACAACAAGCGCACCCUGUGGUCAGAGAAAAACAUGCAAUUAUUUACACAAUGGGAAGUGAAUGAAUCUCCAAAUCAAACGGCCAUCUGAUUUUGUCUGAAAAUAUAUAGUAAUUUAGCAGAGCACCAAAUUAAUUUUUUGUUUCAAUUAUUUUAUGAUUGGUGAGGAAUAUACUAUAGCUGUAGCUCUUGUGAUAUUAUGCUCUUUUCCUUUAAUUUUUUCAAUCAAUUUCUUUUAAUAUUUAAAUUUCAUUAAAUAUUUUGCUUCUAAUUUAAGCUUCAUUUGGGUGAAUGUCUAUUGCUUAUGCACUGAAAAUGCUACGUUGUGCGUACUAUAUAUUUAUUUCUUGCAAUAUCAGAAUAAGAGCAUGCAAUAAAUACACAAAUUGAUUAUGUGUAAAGAAAAUGUGUUUCUCCCUCUUCAUUCAAAGCAUCUUGAAU